Molecule: messenger RNA, 17427 nt
Organism: Haliotis rufescens (red abalone)
Lineage: Eukaryota; Metazoa; Mollusca; Gastropoda; Lepetellida; Haliotidae
Product: dynein heavy chain domain-containing protein 1-like
Exons: 97
Coding region: 143-16558 (5471 amino acids)
Biological process (GO): microtubule-based movement
Cellular component (GO): dynein complex
Molecular function (GO): minus-end-directed microtubule motor activity; dynein light intermediate chain binding; ATP hydrolysis activity
Source: RefSeq, a predicted model, not a curated record
GUUUGGAGUGACCAAGAUGGCAACUUGGCAACCGAGUUCUGGAUACCUAUCAUGAGGAAUUAAUAUUCAACGAAAUCAAGGAAAGAUAAUGAAAGGAACACUGUUGCAACAAUAGGUAACAGUGGACAGCAGCAAUAAAAAAAUGGCAAAAGUAGAGUUGUGUGCUGAUCCAUUAUCCUCCUCUACCUCUUCUGCCAAGUUGCCGGCAUUGCAUGAGGGCCGGUGCAGCCUGGUGUCAGGGGUGCAAACAGGACAGGCCCCAUCCCCCAGGGAGCGAGCGCUGGGAUGGGCAGCAGAUAUCAGGAACAGAAUUGAUGCUAGUAAAGAGGAGAAAGAUGAAGUAGGAGAAGAGGAUGUUGCAUCUUUAAAACAUGAACUUAUCCAAGUCUUCAUAUGCUCCCUCCAGCAGGACAGUCGGAUGUCCUGGAUCUUCCUGCAGGAGGUGCUGGAACUAUUACCACCAUACAGGGAAUGUCUCCGCUACUGGGCGGCACAGUCAGAGUUCCACCACUAUCUGGAGCGUAUUGUCAGCCAUGUUGAGUCCCACAAAGAGAGGUUCUUUGAUCUGCAGCUGGUUGAUGCUCUGUCCAAGGUCUUCCCUGAGGAACUUGAGCUACUUCGUCGCCGCGGCGCCUUCCCAGCCAAGCUAUACUGUAGUCCUGGUGUCAAGUCUGUCCCUCACUCACCCAGGAAGUCAUCAAGCAGCGUUGUCAAACUGAGACUGCCGGACGGCACUAACCCAUAUUCAGCACAUGUGCUUAAUGAGGAGGAGAUGAUGCCCUCACAGAAGCUGACUAUUGGAGACCUCGGGCACUCGCUGGGGGAUGUGGCCCUGGAGAUGGCGGCACGCGAGUCCAUCUGGAGCCACUGUCUGGGGACCACAGCACUUGCACUCAGCACCCACAUACCACAGCAGCCCAAAUCACCAUCACCACCGAGUAGCUUCAGGUCAAGGUCAGUGUCCCAGAGUGUGACCUCACCGCGGGAUAGUGAGAAGAAGACGCCACGUAAAGAUGUCAUCCAGUCAAUACAGGAAGAAUAUAUCCCAACCAUGAAUGGGCGAGAGGCGGUGGAAUAUUUUGCAAGAUGUCAUCAUAUUGGCCAGAUCAAGUCCAUCCACUUCAACCUGUCACCUAGCAGGCACUACAGGCCCUACGACCUCAUCUCUGUACAGAAAAACAAGGCCAACAGUGAACACUAUGUGUUCUCCACAUUCGGUGUUCUCCAUGUGUAUGAACACCUGCCCAAUGAGAGCCUGACCCUGGGGGAGUGGCAGAGAGAGGCUGUGUUAUGGAAGGCCCUUUCAUCAAUACCCUUCUUCAAGAACUAUCUCAUCAAGAAAAUGUUUGAUAGAUGGCGCACCAACAAGUUGUACCUUGACUACCUGCGGAGACAGGAGAUGAUUGCCAACGGCCUCCUUCAUAACAUCCCAGCAUUUGGGGCAGGCCUUCUCCAGGUGUCAAGACUGCUGAAGGAAGUGAUCACUAUAAACUUCUUACCUUUUGAAACUGACAAAACCUACCAGCUGGGGGAAUAUGAGAACAGCAUCAACUACAAGAACAUCCAGGCAGAUAAACUCUUGGAAAGAUUCUUCAGCUACUGCAAGGUGGUGGUGGAGGUGACAGCGGAGGAGUCGUUCAAGAAGCUGCGAUAUUGUGAGGAACAGGUCAAGAAGAAGACGUUCUUCUCCAAGGACUCUCUGCAUCUCCAGCGCACCAAGAAGGAACAGAGAGAGGAGAACCUUCGCAUCGCCAAGAGUGAGACAGGGCGCCUGGGGAACUUUGUGAAGCUGGUGGACCAGCUGAUCGUGGAGCACAUGUUUCAUGUGACCAAGACGCAGGUCAUCAGCUUCGUGGAGAAGGUGCUGUGCAUCAGUGAUGCUCCAAGGGAUGGAUUCUUCAAGGCCAACCUCGUCUUCACAAAACACGAGGUGUUGGGUUUGUCCCCUUCCAAGGAGCGUUUCCAGAAGGCUCUCACAUCCACCCUGCGUGGCAUCCCAAGUGUUCUGUGUGCUAAGGCUGUUCCCAUGGAUGGCUCUGUGCCGGAACACGACGUCACAGAUGAGGCAGACCCUGCCGCCAAGUCAUACGACAGCACCCACAGACCCAGCGAUGCCAAACCCAGCUCUGUGACAGAUGGGAGUAAAAUCAGUGCCAAGAGCAUAGCGGGGACAUCCCAGGUCAGCUCCGUCAGGCAGGAAACUCGCAGUCAGACACUUGCUACCGUCUCAGAGAGUUCCAGGAGGUGCUCAAAAGGCAGUCAGUUUUCUCAAGGUGAAGGGUCAGAGAUUGAGGUCACAGAGAAGGAGACAGGCCUUGACCCUAACCUACUGGAAGACCCUGAACCACUACCUAAUCUUCCUAAACAUUCAAUUCCACAAAAGGAGGAUGAUGACCUUGGGGUGGCGACCCCUGACCUGGUAGUGAUGAAGGCAGAUGAAGGGCUGCUAAUGGUGGAAGGCGAGGGCUUCAUGGGGCAGUACUCUCCCCUGUCUCGCGCCAGCCUGGAGGAGAAACUAGCCAUGGACUCAGAGUUCCAGGAGGUGCUCAAGAGGCAAUCAGAGUUGAUGGGCGUGGCUAUGGAAGAGGUUGAGCAGUACUGUGAGUUCAACAAAUGGCUCAAUGAGAUCCACCAGUACUGCCACAAGUGGAACAACAUGUCUGUCAAGGAGUUCAAGGGUGCAGCCGCAUUUGCCAUAGAGCAAAAGCUGACUGAGUUACGCCAGUGGUCAGAAAAAGUGCGCAACUUUGACAAGAGCUUCGUCACAGAGAAUGGCCUGCUGUAUGUGGACUGCUCUGCGAUACAUGAAGGACUUCUACCCAGACUCGACGACGUGUACCAGGAACUCAUCACAUUUGUGUCGGACGAAGCUAGGAAUCUGGCCCGGUCAUUCUGUGAGGAGAUGGUUACUGUUAUUCAGAACAUGAAAGACAAGCGGUCUACAGUUGAUGCUUUCGCUGUGUUUGCCAAGAACUUCUCCCAGUACAAGAAGAAUACCAUCACGUACCAGCAGAGGGUGGAGUACAUCAAGUCUCUCUAUGAGGUCAUCCGGAUGAGUUACCGCCAGCUGUAUCCAGAGGAGGAGAAACUGGAGGAACAGGUGUGGGCUUCUUGGGAGGCAUUCCUCAUGGAGAUGCAGGAGGCAUCCGAGUUCGUCAACAUCCAGACUCCACUGAUGACACAGCAGCUGGAGGACACAUACCAGCGCCUGGAGAAAGCAGCAAAGGAGCUCUCUGAGGAAGCCACGAGCGGCAUCUUCCUGGAUCCAGACAACAACCCUAUGAAGAUACUCAGAGUUAUGAAAGGGAUCCGUGAGAAGUUCUUCUCAGUUCAGAGUCAGUUGAAGGAAGCGAGCAAGUGGCGAGAGGCAAUCUGUGGGGAGCCAUAUGACCUCAAGUUCCUCAACAAGAUGACAGUAGAGAUGGAUGUUCGACAGCAGCUUUGGAGAUACGUGGAAGUGUCCACCAGCUCUAUCAAGGAAUGGAAGCAGAUGCUCUUCAAGAAGAUGCAUAUCAAGAAGUCUCUGGAGAAGGUGAUGGAGUGGCAGUCGGCAGCAGCACAACUGAAACCCCACGUGCCUUACGGCGACCGCGUGCUGAGUACCUGGUUCACCACACUGCAGGAGUUCAAGAAGGAUCUGCCACUUCUCCACAGGCUCUCCAAUGAAGCUCUCAAGGAGCGCCACUGGAAGGCAAUCUUCCUGGGUAUGAAUGAGCCUUAUGACCCGACCCAGCAGUUCCUGGUGUCCGACCUUCUCUCCUACAGCCUUGUGGAGCAUGCAGAUCUCAUCCAGUCGGUCUUCUUGUCAGCCAUCAAUGAGUAUGACCUUGAACUUAAGUUUGGCAAGAUUCGAAAGUUCUGGGAAGCUAGAGAGUUCAAGCUUGCUAAGCACAUUCCUGACAGUCUCUUUGUGAAAGAGCCAACAAAGCGUACAUCCUCCCUGAGCAGACGUCACUCUAAGCUGGAGAGGUAUCGCCAGGAGAGGGCAGCACUUGCAGCUGGGACCCUACGGGGUCUGGACGUUGCAUCUGAUGACUUCUACACCCUUAUUGAGGUGGAGGAACUCAAAUACCAGCUGGAGGACAGUCGUAUCAGCCUGGAUGCCAUGGCCUGCUCUCCCUACCUGGGGGACAUGGAGGAAACUGUGACGCACUGGUGUCGUGCCCUCAGACAGGUGGAUGAGAUCACAGAUCUCUGGCUCACGUCACAGAGAAAGUGGUUGUAUCUGCUGAAGAUAUUUGAGAAGCCCGAACUGUAUCGGAAAUUCUCCGGACAGGCAACCAAGUUUGAAGAGCAAGUUCACAACCAGUUCAAGGACUGGAUGCGUGUGGUGUCCAAUGACUCCAGUGUCAUGUCUGUCGUGGGCAGGAAGUGGGGAGAGAAGGGGUACCGCUUCCUGCAGGGGAACAAUCUCCGCUCCAUGCUGCUGUCUCUCAUACACACACAGGAGGAGAUCUUGAAGGACAUCAAUGUCUAUAUUGAAAAGUCCCGUACUCAGUUCCCGCGGCUGUACUUCCUGAGUGACCAAGAGAUGGUGGACAUGUCUGGCAUCUCACGUAACCCCAAGGCACUGAUCCCCUAUGUCCGCAGGUGCUUCCCUGGGAUACAGAACCUCAUCUUCGCCCUACCCCCAGAGAUUACAUCACUCAACUCCACCCUGGACUUUGCCCUGAAUGCUGACAAGCUCCAGGUGGUGUCUGUGGUAGGCAACCUGGGAGAGGAGGUACCGCUCUAUGCUAAGCUGGACAGCUUCCCCCAGGCAACCAAGUGGCUGCGCAGUCUUGAGAACCUCAGUAAAAACACCAUGACUGUCAUGCUGCAGGCAUGUGUACAAGCCCGCAUGGAGGAAGGUUCACGACAACCAAUACAGAUCCUGGAAGAGUUAGCUCAGCUUAGCGACACUACUCCCCCACAGAGGGCGCUGCAGUCAGAAAUGAAGCAGACGUUCCGUCAUUGGUUGCUGCAGUUUCCAAUCCAGUGUGUCCUUGUGUCCGAGGCCAUUAUCUGGGAGCGGGGUGUGGCCCGCAUCCUUGAGAAGCCUGACCCUGAUGACCUGAAGCUGACAAGGUCAAACAUGUGCGCUAAGCUGGACCAGUACGUGGACAUUCUGAAGGAAACCUCCACCAAUGAGAAGCUGAGCCUGGAGAUGAGAGAGAGGCUGCAGUGUCUGCUGACGAGCCUCAUCAAGCAGACCCUACACCACAGGGACAUCACGGAUGGUCUGCUCCAGUGUGAGAUUCCCUCAGAAACUAGUUUUGACUGGCUGAAGUCUCUUCGCUACCGUAUGGACAUCCGUAAUGUUCUACGAGCCAAGACCGUGGUAACGGAGAUGCAGAACAGCGUGUCAGGUCGCGCCAGCAAGCCUGUCAACAGACGCUCUCUUGUCUCUGUCACAGCAGAGGAGCCCCCGAAGAUGACUCGCACGCGCACCACGGUGUCCACUGACUACCAGUUCAGUCCCUGCUACAUCCAGCAGCUGGGCCACAACUUCUACUACGACUACGAGUACCUGGGACCCCAGCACAGCCUGGUCCUCACCCCGCUCACUGAGCGAGCCUUCCUGUCACUCACACAGGCGACAAAGAACUUUCACUGUGGAGCACUGGUCGGCCCAGCAGGCUCCGGAAAAUCAGAGACAGUCAGGGAGCUAGCGAGGAUGCUUGGAAGGACGAUCUUCACUAUCAACUGUAAUGAGAAUCUGACACUAGCCAUGAUGCUCCAGUUGAUGACGGGGAUGGUCCAGUCGGGAUGCUGGGCUCUCUUUGACAACACUGACAGGCUCACCACAGGGUUGAUGUCAGUGACAGCCCAGCAGCUUGACUACCUCCGCACAGCAUUGAGGACGUUGGACCUCUCUAGUGAAAACCAGUACAAGAUCCGAGGACAACCCCGCUUUGACAAGCUGUUGAGUUUGAAAGUUGGAGCUGGGGACAAGGUGAUCCGACGCAACUCCCUGACCACCCUACACCCACUGCCGAGGGCGGAGACGUCACCACCCUUAGAGAGACAGAAGACAGUGCCACAUGGCUUCAAUGAGAAGGGCCUGGUCACUUACUUUGAAGACACCUGGAUCGCAGAGAGAGAAAGGAGACGGCGCCAUUCCAUCGAGAAGGAAGUGGAAAUCAAGGAAUCUCAGUUCUAUAAGUCCAAUAAGCCACCCCCUCUCUUUUAUGAGCAUGUGAAGAAGAAGAAGAAGUCUGCGCCAGACUACAAGCAGCUCAUCCAGGAACCAACCUACGUGCACAGGAUUGUGGGUAAUGUCAUGUUCAACGGCAAACUGAUCCCGGCCAGCGCCAACUACGGGUGCUUCAUGACACUGAGCCAACCGAAUGUGGGCACUACAGACAUCCCUGAGAACUUCCAGGCACUGAUGCGGCCUUGUGCUCUCGUCAUCCCAGACACUCAGCAGAUCAUAGAGGUCACUCUGUGUUGCCAUGGUUAUGAGGAGUUCAAGACCUGUGCUCAGAAGAUGAUGCUGUUCCUGAAGCUAAUGAAGAUUCAGUUGCCAAGACAGUUGGAGUACAACCUGUGUUUGAGGGAGGUGAAGAAGAUUCUGAUGGUUGCUGUUGCUAGGAUACGGGACAAGAAGUUCCUCCAUGAAGCCCCUGGACAAGAGUCAGAGAAUGACUGGAAGCCCAGUGCAGCGGAACAGGAUGUGAAGCUGGCAGAGGAACAUUCCAUUGUAUAUGCCAUUAGAGAAGUCGUUGAGUCUCGAAUACAGGAUGGAGAUGACCGAGCACAGUUUUAUGGCCUCCUGCGCGACGUGUUCCCGGUGACAGCCAGUGCCCAGAUGGAUGACACGUACAUGCCACAUGAACCAAAGCUGAUCAGUGCCAUCAGGGAACAGUUGAAGGAAGACAACAUGAAGGAGAAUGAAGAACUUAUCACCAAGAUCCUGCAGCUCCACACAGCCCUGGAGCUGAAGCAACCUGUGAUUCUCACUGGACAGGCUGGAAGCGGAAAGUCCACAUGUUCCACCAUGCUGGCCCGGGCCAUCAACUUCCUCAACUACAAGCUGUUUGCCCCUGACCACUCCAAGGAUGAGCUCACCACUGACAGAGAUCUCGUCUUCCAGUACAAGACCCAGAAGCUGCAGGAUGGUGAGGAGGUCGAUGAACUGGAAGAGGAAUUUCUCCAGAACAUUGAUGAGGAUCUCAAGCAGAAGAAGACCAAGGGUUCCCAUAAGAUGCGACUGCUUCAUAUGAACCUGUUGGCCACCAAAGAAAUCUUUGACGAUGUGAAGCGAGUCAACCAAGAGGAGAAGGAGAAGAUGAUGGACUGUGCCAAGUUCCCCAAAGUGGACCUCAUCCGCCUUCUCCCGACUGUCAUGCCGCCUAGUGAGAUGUUUGGACAUUUUGAGAAUGGCCUGUGGCAUGGGGGCAUCAUGUCCAAGAUUGCCAGUGACUCGUACGCCAUGUCGCUGGCUGUGCGAGCCUACAUCGAUGCCCAGAAGGUGGCGGAGAAGCGUAAUCGGCAUCAGACAGAGUUGCCGUCUGUUCUGCUGCGCUGGUUGGUGAUGGAUGGGGACCUGGAUGCUGUGUGGGCAGACGGACUCAAGACUCUACUGGACGAGGAACACAAACUGUCUGUGGCCAACGGAGAGCAGGUCAAGUUGAGAGACACAACUGCUUUCAUCUUCGAGAGCCCAAGCCUGGUAGAGGCAUCUCCUGGAGCGAUUGCUAGGUGCACAGUUGUUCAUUGUGCCCCUGUCACUGUGUCCUGGGAGGGUCUCAUACACCAGUGGAAGCAGACGGCCAAAACUAAAUGGGUUCUCACAUCAGCAUGCAUGAAAAUCCUUGAUGACCUUGUGAAGGAUGUGUUCCCACCCACUGUGAAGUUCCUGGCCAGUGAGUGCUGUCCUGCCCUGCUUACUGACGUCGGGGUGGAGAAGGUGCGAGCCAAUCAGGUGGUGCCCGGUGUCCAGGAAGUCACCAUGUUCCUCAACAUGCUGAAAGCGCUGUUUGACAAGAUGUUCCUCCGAGAAGAGCUGGACCGCCGCGUCCAGGCAGAACUAAAGGAAGAGGAUGAGCAACAGGGCGGCAGCAAGAGCUCACUAGGUGGCGCUCCAUCCCGGCAGAUGGCAAGUCGGAUGACCACCAGCUCCCACAUCGAGGUCCUCAUCCCUGGCUACACCACCAUCGUCAAGGGCAUGUUCGCCUUUGCCUACAUCUGGUCUUUUGGGGGAUCUCUGCAUGAUAGAUUCCGAGAACGAUUCAGCAAGUUUGCCCAUGAUGUGCUUUACCGAGCUUCCCACCCAAUCCGAUUGCCUGUGUGGGGUCAGGUGUUUGACUACUGUCUGGACGAGACAAGUGGGACCUUUACACGCUGGGGGCAGAGACAGCAGGAGAAGGUUCGGAGCCUGGGAGGGUUCGUCUUCACACCAGAGGUGGAUCGCUACAACUACCUCCUGGAGCUGUUCGUGUCGGCCCACCUCCCCGUCCUGCUGACUGGUGCUGCCGGAGUGGGCAAGACAGCACUCAUCAAGCACCUGGUUCUGCCGAAGCAGACGUCAACGACGGCCAUGAUGUCGCGUGGGAUGACGUCUGCCAUCUUCCAGGACAUGAUGGUGGACCACAUCGUGCAGCUGAAGAACAAGGCCAUGGAUGUUGUGGGGGCACCUGGGUCACUGCAGGCCGCGGACAGGCAGAGGCAUCUCUUCUUUGUAGAUGACCUCAACAUGGCACAGAGGAUAGGCUCCUACCAGCCCCCACUUGAGGUGCUGCGACAGAUCCUGACAACUGGCGGUGUGUACGACAGACAGAGACAGCGCUUCCAGGGCAUGGAGGAGGCGACAUUCGUGGCAGCCUGCACCACACCCUCAUCUCCCGGUACAGGUCUGGGACAUGCAUGUCAUGUGAUGUCAUCUCGAUUGACGCGACUGUUCAUCAACCUGUGCGUGUUUUGUCCAUCGAUGGAGAACCUAGUUACGAUCUACUCUCGGCAGUUACAGCCCUGGCUAGAGGAGUUCCCGACCUAUACUGUGGAGCACCACUAUGAGUUCGGACAGGCAAUGAUUGUUGGUCUGGUGGAGCUGUAUCAAUCAGUCCGAGACAAGCUUCGACCGACUCCUGCACAUGCCCACUACGUCUUCUCUCUUCACGACAUUUCGCGUGUCGUGCAGGGCAUCCUGCUUAUGUCACCCAGGUCACGGAUCAGGAAACUUCGCACCAAGAAGAAGGACAAGGAAGAAAGCAAGUCGAAGACUGCUGCAGGUCGGCAGACAUCAUUUGAUUCCAGCCAGUCGUACACUGUCAGCCAAAGCAGCCUGGCCGGUGGUGGACGGGGGGAACAGAUUGCCACACUCACCCCCGCUGCCCCCAUGAUGAAGGUCAUCACACAGCUCUGGUGUCAUGAAUGUUGUCGCACAUUUUCUGACAGACUUAUAUCAUCAGAGGACCAGCUGUGGUUCUCCAGGACCCUGGAGGAGGCGGUGGUGAAGCACUUCUGUAGCCCCCGGGACAGCCCUGCCACUGAGAUGGCAGCCAUCACAGAGGAAACCCAGUCUCAGUUUGGGCGAUCUACUCCGACAAAAAGAGGUCCUCACUGCACACCUCCACCUGGAACGCCUUCUGACAUUGAUGAUGACCUUGACCCCUAUGACGAUGAGUCUGGAGAUAAGGUGAUGAUGGGUGUGGACAACACUGGGGAAGAUGGGAUAUCAAUGACCAGCAUGAGCCUAGGCAGUCAGGUGCAGCAGCAGUCAUCCUCCGAGUCACCAUCACGAGGAUACCAAGGUCAAGGCCAGUCGUCCGAGUCCCCCCAGACGGACUCUACCAGCCAGACAAACUCCUCUGCGCGUGACACAUCCAUGGAUGUGACAACUGAACUCGAGACAACACAAACACACACAGAUGGUGGGGAGGUAACUGAGACAGAGACAGCAGGUGAGGUUGAUCACGGCAGCGCGGAGCAUGACGAGGUGACAGACGACUCCGACAACACGGAAGACAGCACUGAGGAGUCGGACAUGUCAGAUGAGACUAGCACAUAUGGCACGCCAUCAGAUGUUGGGGAACUGGUGUCGAAGGGCAAAGUUCCGGGUCUGAGACUGACAGCAGCUCAGCGACGGGCCAGCAGAGAGUCGUCCUUCACAUCAGCGCAGGACAGGCAGCAGCAGCCUCCAGAACUGGGUAGGAUCAGCCCGGAUCACGAGCACCCAGAUGGCCCUGCACCCCAGCCGGAAACAAGAAGUGAUCCCAUGGGACAGGUGACCUCCGGGAGGUCCAGCGUUGGCAGUGUGACAGGGGGCCGCACGCCAAGUCUCCGGAGGCAGGUGUCCCGGACUGGCAUCACCAAGAGAGGGGUCACCUUUAAGGCGGGGCUCAUUGCAGACAAGGAAUAUGAAGCAUUCUAUGGGGCUCUCAUGUCCCUGGAGGAGAUUAAGGGCGGCUGCAGCAACGUCACCGAUUUCAUCUUCAGCAAGUUCUUCAUGUCGUGUCACACAGAAGCUCAGGGCCAGCCUGUGGAGAAAGGGUAUAUGGAGAGUACAGAAGAGGGUCUGAGAGAGGCCCUGGCCACCUGUCUGGCGGAGUACAACACAGGAACUUGGCAGAGACUCGAGGUGGUGUUCUUCACUGAGGCCAUCAACCAUGCUGCCAGACUCAGCCGGAUACUGGCGCACCCUGGCGGCCACGGCCUACUGCUAGGCAUGAGCUACUGUACUGGGAGAGCCACACUGGCCAGACUGGCUGCCUACAUUGCACACUGCAAGGUGUACGAGCCGAAGCCCCAGACAGACCGGGGGUACAACCUGACCAUCGUGAGGGAGCACAUCAAGCGCUCCUGCCAGCACGCCGGGGUGGUGGGGAAACCUGCAGUGCUGCUGAUCCACGAGGAUCUGGGCACCGCCUGUCUCCAGGACAUCAGCACCCUCAUGGCAGAAGGAACAUCUCCGGGACUGUACUCAGAUGCUGAGGUUCAGAAGAUAGUCAGCCAGAUGAUGCCGGGGGGUGUACAGACCAAGAGGGUCGAUAAGAUUGAGCAGGCGUUUGAUCGCUACAUCAAGAGGAUCAAACAGAAUCUACACAUCAUUGUCUGUCUCAACUACAAGGGGAACAGCUACUCCACUGACUUCCACUCCCUGCAUGAGAAAGUGAACAGGUACCCGGGGCUCCUGAAGCACUGUGUCAGUAUCGACCUGUUCCUCCCCUGGUCCUACCAAGCCUUCACAACCGUCGCCUGGUCGUGGCUGGAGGACGAGAAAUCAAAGAUCGUCAUUCCAUGGAACCCAGCUCGACGCGAGGAGCAAAUUACAAUGGCAAGUAAUGCCAUGGCCUACAUCCACCUCUCGGCCAAGUCAGCGGUGGAAAGACACUUCUGUCACCAGAGGGAGCCACUCAGGUUCUACACGCCGCUCACCUUCAUGGAGUUUGUUCAUCUCUUCAAGGUUGUUGCAGCUUAUGUCGUCAAACGAGAGCGGGUGAAUAUUGUAAAGUAUGAGAAGGCCCUGGGGAAGAUAGACGAGGCGUUUGGCAGCAUCGCAGAGUACAAGCGUGAAGUGUCGGACCUCACACCACAACACAAGUUGUCUAUGGAGACCAUCCGUGAGUUGGUGGAGCAGGUGGAACAGCACAAGGAGGAAUACAUACAGUCCCUGGACAAGUGCAAGGAGCAGGAGGAGGAGAUCAUGUCACUGCAGGGCCCGCUGGAGACCAUGAGGAGGUCCGCACAGACAGAGUUUGACAAGGUGAACCCCAGCUACCAGGCGGCCCAGGCUGCUCUGUGUGCCCUCAGCAAGAAUGACAUUGAUGAACUCAAGAGUUAUCGGGAACCACCUGAUGUCAUCAAGUUUGUCAUCAACGCACUCUGCCUGCUCUUUAGGAAAAAACACGACUGGGAGGAGGGCAAGCUGCUGCUGAUCCGAGACAACUUCCUGCAGGAGCUCAUCUUUUAUGACAAGGACCAUGUCCCAGAUGACAUUUUCAAAGAUCUGCGCUUCUUCAUCGAGCACCCCUUGUUUGUGCCAGUAAAUGUGACAAAAGUGAGCAAAGCUGGUGAAUCCAUUUGCUUGUGGGUACAUGCUGUGUAUCGUUACUCGGCCAUUCAUCGCAGCAUGCAACCUCAUCUCCAUAACCUCCAUGUUGCUGAAGAGCGCUUUACAAAGGCCCAAGCUCGACUGGGCCAUCUGCGUGUGGAGGCCAACAGAAUCAAGUCAGGCCUGGAGAGGAAGAUCACGCUGCACAGAGCUGCCCUCAAGAAGGCCAAGACCAUCGAGAAACACAUCAUGGGUAUAGAGAAGAAGAUAGCCCGAGCCAGCAACCUGAUGGAGAACAUGUCUAUGCAGCACUUCCUGUGGCGAUCUGAGCUGAAGAAGGCAAAGCGACAUGUGCGCUCUGCUCCAGGGGAUGCCCUGAUUACUGCUGCCUGUGUGUGCUACCAUGGCCCCCUAGAUGACAAGUACCGCUCUGAGCUGAUGGAGGACUGGCUGAGUCGGUGUCGUCAGGGAACGUUUGAUGCCACAUCCUUCCAUGAUCGCGAUCCAUACUCUGUCACAGCACGUCUGGAGUUCCUUCUCCAGUCAAGUCACAACAUCCGCCAUGUCAGCAGUCUCAGCGACUUCUCAGACUCAGACAGCAUCAGCAGUGACAUCACUGCCACCUUCACUACAACACCACAGGUGCGGACGUUCAAAUACAUGCCAGCCGUGUAUGACAGUAGCAAGUACUACAAGUCAGAACUCAAGAAACAGGACACUAUGGAGUCUGUGGUUCCUAACAUUGAGUUUGAUGAUUCUGAUGAUGAGGAGGAACAGAGCCCCCUGUUGACCAGGUCCAGCUACACGCUGCAAGACAUCCUCAGUGACUUUGAUGAGUUGAGUGGGUGGCGAAUGACAAACCUGCCAACAGACCUGCACAGCGUGCAGAACGCCCUCCUCAUGAGGGUCAGUUGCUACAAGCGCAAGCACUGCUGGCCACUGCUGGUGGAUCCCGACAACCAGGCCGAGAUGUGGGUCAAGGUGCUGCAGAGGACCAGGAUGUUGUUCGGGGAGGCGGACUCGGUCGAGGGAGACAACUACAUGGAUGGUAUGCCCAUAGAAGCAGCAUUUGAGUCAGCUGCAGACACUUCAGAGGACUCCAGCGGACAGAUGGAGCCACCACCGAGUCGAGGGACAGCCUUGACCUUCUCUGAUGUCACAGAGUUCACACUACCUGACACGUCCACUGUCUACACAGCAAGGACUCAGAACAGUGCGGGAUGGCAGUCACACGGGACGGGCGACAGCGAGGAACUCCGCCCGGUCACCUCGGUCACCAACAGCUGGGAGACAUUCAGUCUACAGGCCGACAACUCCAUCGACCAUCCUGAACACAAUCUGUGGAUCAUCGAAGCGGAUGACCCUCACCUCAACAGUCGACUCAUCAAUGCUAUUGUGCAUGGCGUGACUGUGCUGGUGACCCACCUGGAGAGGAAGCCACUUGACCCUCUGUUCCGUGGACUGCUGCUCAAACACUUCUAUGUGGACAAGGAUGGCAACAAGGUGGUCCGUGUGGGCGACAUGAUCUUCAACUACCAUCCAAACUUCUGUCUGUAUCUCAGUACAACUGUUCCUCUUUUCCUGAAAGGGGAUGGCCUGCACAGCUUCCCAGUCCAUCGUCUGUGCUGCAUCAACAUGGCCGUCAGUGAUGAAGCCAUUAUCAAUCGUCUCUUGUUUGAGACCAUGAAGAUAGAACGCAAGGAGUAUGAAGGCCAGAAGCGCUCCAAUGAAAAUGACAUCAUUCUGCACAGACAGCAGCUGGCCAAGGAACAUGAAGCUAUACGAGAGAAGACAUUGAACCUAGAUGGCCCCCUGCUGGAAGACAAGACUAUGCUGGAUUCCCUCCUGGCCUGCCAGAGUAACGUGGAGAAGAACAGGAUCAUCCUGGAGGAAACCCGCUACAUGGGAGACCACCUGGAGGGCAAGUUUGCCGAGUACAUCCCGAUGAUGCGUCAGUCGACGAUGAUCUACAACACCCUGCAGAAGAUGAGCGUCCUCCACUCCUGCUACUACAUCCCCUUCUACAAGUUCGUGGACAUCUUCUCCUCGAUGAUCAGGAGCCGGGACCGCGGGAAGGGCAGUCACGGUGAUCCGAGAGUUCGAGCACUGGAGCUGUCAAAUGCGACGAUGUCUGAGAUAUUUCACCACGCAUCCAUGAUGAUGUUUGAGCAGCACUACAACCUGCUGUGCCUGCUGGUGUCUCUGGAGAGGAUGCUGCGGGCAAGGAAAGCCUCGAGCAAGGAGAUCAGUCUCUUCAUCAACGGAUUUGAAAAGUUUGGCUUGGAUGAACACAGUCUGGCUGCACAGAAACCAUCUUGGAUUGCUGAUAAGAGUUGGGUAGACUGCAAUGUCUUGGAAUCUCUGCAUCACCCAUUCCACGGCCUGUGUCACUCCCUCCUAGACAACCCCAGCCAGUGGGAGGAGUAUUUCACUCUGCCGAUCUCCCUGGUGAACCCUGUGCCGGGCCGCACACUACAGGAGCUCUCCCUCUUCCAGAAGUGUCUGCUGUGGAAGUUCUGUUGUCCCCACAGGAUAGCAGAGCUGUCGCGAGCUGUUGUUACGUACGAGCUGGGCAGCGUGGUGGGGUCUGCUGACCACUACAACAUCCGCGAUGUGUACAACCUCACCAAUCAGUUCACCCCCACUGUCUUCCUCCUGCCAACAACACCCAAGAUCCCCGAGUGGGAGGGCACAGGAGGUUACCCGUACGUCAGCCCAGCUCAUGAAGUCAAGCGUCUGGCACGGGAGGUGGGGAUGGAUGGCAAGCUGAGGGUGAUGAACUUCGGGGUGGAGUCCCAGAUAACAGAGGUGAAGCAUGCCAUUGAAGACUGCCUCCAAUCCGGGUACUGGCUGCUGCUGCAGAACUACCACCUGGCUGGUGACCCUGACUCACACUUCUUCUCUCUCCUCAAGGACAUCAUCUACAGUAAGUGGAUUGCCGAGGACAGACAGCGGGAGAACACAGACAUCAGUGAUGAAGGUCGCAGUCUGAUAGCAAGAUCAAGGCCAUCCACUCAGAUACAUGACCAGAAAAUACACCCGCAAUUCCGCUUAUGGAUCACAACUCUGGCAGACGGCCCACGUGUCAUACCUGGGGUUCUGAUCCAGCAUGGGUUGAGGGUGACGUGUGAGGCCAAGGCCAAUUUCCGCAGUUGUCUCCAGAAGUCAUACAGAUCUGUUGCCUUCCUUCUGAAGCACUGGCACCGAGCUGAGGACGAUGCUGAAGAGAAGUUUGGACGGACAAUGCCGCUUGCCCUUAUGCACUCGUUGUUGUUACAACACAGUUACUAUGGCAACCAUGCAUUUGUCAACCAUCACAGUUGGAACCUUAUGGACCUAGCCAUGGCGGUGGACAUCUUCAAGAGGCUGGUUCAUCGCACCAGCAGCUCCGCCCAUGCCAAGGAUCUGAUUGGUCGAGUGUAUUCCGAUCACUGUACCGAUAUGUGUGAUUCCCAACUUGUACAAGAGCUGGUCUCUUGUCUUGCCAAAUAUGCCAGUGAUGGGAAGCGGGCAGAGAAGGAGACAGCCAAUGGGAAGGGCGUUGUGUCACUGCUACACAAGCUCCUGGCCAGUAGAGAUGACCCACCCAGUCUCAAGAAGGCUCUGGAUGCCAUCGAGGACCACUCAGCCCGGACAUUCAGUCUCAGUCACGCAGCAGAGCAGCAUCUCCUCGCUGGCAAGAGCAGGAUCAUAGGGAAGGACAUGGUGCAGGCGACCGGGGCCCCCGAGCUGCUCCUGCAGGUGCUCCACCCCCCCAAGUCCACCACCGUGUCCACCGACCCUCUCAUCCCACAGCUCAUUGCCCUCACACAGAACUGUCCCACCCUCCCAGAGACCAGCAGGGAGCAGAUCUACCCCAUAGACAUAUUCCUACACUAUGAGAUUACAGGCUUCCGGGAUCUGGUCUCCCAAGUCCAGUCGGACCUCAAUCUGUUGCUGAAGAAAGCUCGAGGCGAGGUGGCCUUGACAGAACAAGUCACACAGUUGUUUGAUGAUGUCUGUAACGAUCGGGUACCUUCUGCCUGGCUGAAGGAAACCUUCCCAUCAUGCUCCAGUCUGAAGCAGUGGCUGCGGGAGCUUCCUGUGCGGAUGGCAGGUGUAGUGGCGUAUCUGAAGAAGACUCCUGCAAUGUGCAACCUGUCUCACUUCCUGCGUCCAGACCGAUUCCUUGAUGCGGUCCUACAGACUUAUGCCAGGAAGCAGUUCAAAGAUAUCAACAAGUUCCACCUUCAAGUUCAGGUAAUGCCAAGUGGGUUGUGUCCGUCUGCACCUCCACCAGCAGGGGUGUUCAUCACCUGCCUCCAGCUGUGCAAUGCCUCCUGGGACGGUACCCGAGCAGCCAUUAUGGAGCCUAUACCUGGUGGUCCGGAGACUCAGCAGCUUCCACCAGUUUGGUUCAAGCCAAUCGAAACAAAUGUGCAGACAUCAGAUUCCCAAAGUACCAUGUUUCCAUGUCCUCUGUUCCUCUCUUCGAACCCAGAACUACAUGGUCACAGCAGUGUGGUGCAUCAUGUCAGCCUACCCACAGUGGAGGAACAAGGAUUGUGGAUUCAGAAGCGUGUGUACAUGCUGUCUCACACAUGAUAGAGACAAAACUUCAUGUCAGCUGUAAAACAACUGUCAAAACACUUUGAUGCACUGUUAUUUUGUCAGUUCUUAACAUUUCUGCUGUCCGUCCAACCUUAUUUCCAUCUAUUGAAAUUAUAUAUUGAAUAUAUUAUACAAGUAUGCAGAAAAAUGGUGGUACAUAGAAAUCAAUAUCAUGCCUUGCACUGAUAAAUAUCAAACCGCUGAGUAUUUGUACUCUACUUUUAUUAAUGAUAUCAUAAGCAGCCUUUAUACUGAACAAAGAAAAGUUAGGGGUCAUUAAUAUUUUUAUGGAAGUGUGUACAAUUACCACACACAAUAUCCCCAAAAAUAUUCAUGAUACCAACCUUUUCUUGUUCAGUUUAUUUUUACGUGUACAAGUCGUGUUUCAAAACAUCAUUUAGAAGUAUUACCUAAUGCAUUUCAGCGAUAGAAGCUAACAUGUUUAGUCCACAAGUCAUCAAAAUGACACCUUAUAGCAAUACCCUUUAAAUUGGCCAAUUUCUACUAGUCCUUAUGAUAACUAUCGGGCAGUUUGGCAUGGACUAUAUGACUAGUGCCAACCAAUUACUAUUGCUGCAUUUUUAUAUCAAUAAUACAAAACCAGGUCCAAAAGCGUUACCCAAAGGUUAUAGUCAUUUCUGUUUUUUUCUUCUGCAGCAGAGCAGAUGUGAACAUAUUUUACUAUGUUCAUAAAGUCACGUGCAUACUGAAUAUAAUAGCAUACCUGUGAUAUUGAGGCUUAAAGUGAAGUCAUAUUACAAUUGUUUGAUUUUAUUCCUUUUGUGAAACUGCUGAUUGCUUUUCAGCAUUGUAUAUCAGUGUGAAUACCAGUUUGUAAAUAUCAAAUAAACAAUAACAUAAUA